AUGAGUCCUAGAAUCACCAGGUCGUCUGCCCGCCAAGCUGCCAGUCAGGUGGCCCAGACUUCGGCAGCUCCAAACACCGCGAAACCUACACCAGAAUCCGCCGAUCGCUCAGCUUCUCCAAACACCCCUCAGCUACCUUCUCGCAACAAACGCAAAGCUUCGGCAGGGUCUAAGCUACCAGCCAAUACCACACGUCCCAGCUCCUCGGACCGGACAUCUAAGAGGCAAAAGUUACCCGAAGAAACGGCCACCGCCUUGCCUCUCAGCGCAAACACAAAAGCGCCGCCCAAGGCUCACCGGAAAGGAAACAUUUUUCCCAUGAUGGACGGGUCCAACGACCACACUGGUCCCAGAGAAACCACGAAUGACCAUUUACCAUCCGACAAUCUGGACCGACCGGAAAGUCGCAGCAAAAAGUCAACUCAUAGCCUCCCUGAUAUCCAAGAUGAGCGCUCGUCUAGCUCUCGACGGUCUAAGCGUCUGGCCGCCGAAACGGAUGAAGACAUUGUAAUGGGUGGUACAGACGGCAACAGAGAUGACGUUGAAUCAACUCCUGAUGCCUCUACAAAUCAAACGAAUGACGACGAGGGUGAAGACGCCAACCCUGAUGAGGGCCCAGCUGAGCACCACGACGACGAUGAAGACGACCAUGGCGAAGAGGAAGAGGAGGAAGAGGAUGACGAUGACGACGAAAAUGACCGCGGUGACGGCUUCGGCGAAACCGAUGGUGGUGACCCCUUUGGCGCGUUCGGAGCUGCAGGACUGUCACACACGCUUCGUGCUCUAACGGGAAUGAUGUCCGGGUUGACUGCUCGUUUGCGUGAGCUUCUCAACAACCUUCGAGAAGACGAUCUCUCUAUCCAAGUCAUUGCUUUGCAAGAAUUAUCCGAGCUCCUCUUGGUUUCCAACGAAGAUAAUCUCGCUGGACACUUUUCACCCGAUGCCUUUGUUAGAGAGCUAGUCCAGCUGAUGCACAAGGAAGAGAGUCCAGAAGUAAUGCUUCUUGCUUGCCGCUGCCUUGCCAACCUGAUGGAAGCCUUACCAGCCAGCGUUUCGAACGUUGUCUAUGGAAGCGCAGUGCCAGUGCUGUGCUCAAAGCUUUUAGAGAUUUCCUUCAUCGAUUUGGCUGAGCAAUCCCUCAGUACCUUGGAAAAAAUAUCUGUCGAGUUUCCAUCCAGCAUUGUUCGUGAGGGUGGUCUCACGGCCUGUUUAUCCUACCUCGACUUCUUUGCUACCAGCACCCAGAGAACUGCAGUAACUAUAGCCGCCAACUGCUGCAGAAAUAUCCCCGACGAUUCCUUCCCAGUCGUCCGAGAUGUCAUGCCAAUUCUUCUCAACGUCCUCAGCAGUAAUGACCAGCGAGUUGUCGAGCAGGCCUCGCUCUGUGUCUCUGGCAUCGUCGAAAGUUUCAAACAUCAAGCCGCAAAACUCGAAGAGCUUGUCAGCGUUGAUCUGCUCCGCGCUGUCUUGCGCUUGCUGGUUCCUGGUACUACCAAUCUAAUUGGGUCUAGCAUACACACCCAGUUCCUCCGCGUCUUGGCCUUCACUGCUCGAGCCAGUCCACAGCUUGCCGCAGAACUUUUCAAGCUGCAGGUAGUCGAGACUCUUUACCAAAUUCUGACGGGCGUUUCCCCACCAAGCGGCACAGAAGAUGUUGCCUCCAAACUUGACAGCGUCGUCAUCAUGCAAGCCCUUAUUCACCGACCACGUGAACAGAUCAUCGAAACCCUCAACGUCAUAUGCGAGUUACUUCCUGGGCUUCCCAAAGACGCUGAUCCGGUGUACGGCGACUUUGUCGAGUUCCAUGGCAUUCAAGAACCCGCCGCUAGUACAGACGACACUAGGCAAUCUCCUGCUGAAAGGCGCCUAUCACUCCUCAACAACUGCAAAGACGAAGUUCGGCGGUUUGCCCUGAUCAUUUUCCCUACCCUUACAGAUGUCUUCUCAAGCACUGUCAAUUUGAGCGUUCGCCAAAAGGUGCUCCAAGCACAGAUCAAAAUGCUAUCUAAUCUUGAUGAGAAGAUCCUGGAGGAGGCUCUUGUCCCUGUGCCGUACGCUUCUUUCCUCGCUUCUAUUCUUUCACAACAGGACCAUCCUAGUCUUGUCAUGCUCGGCUUACAGGCUACGGAACUACUUCUCAGCCGCCUCCACAGAAUAUAUCGCUAUCAACUGUACAGAGAAGGUGUCAUCCUUGAAAUCGAGAAACUGUCUGCUCAAGCACCCGAGGGGUCUGCUGAUGAUCUACCUAAGAGGACCGAUGACGGCAAUGCCAGAGAAAGCUCGUCCACGUCAGAAGACGAGGACGAGGAGGCAGAAGACGAGGAACGUGGCGAUGAAAACAACGAAGGCGAUGAGGGCGACCAGGACGAUGAGGACGAAAACGUUCAGGUCGAGCAAGAACAACUUGAGCCCGAGACUGCCGAACCCGAGGAUGACGAAGACGAGAACCACGAUAACCAGGAACAAGCCGAAAACCCUGGUGAUGAGUCCCCCGUUAGCUCCGGCUCUUCCUCAUCCUCUGAGCCGGUCGCACCUCCCCGCAGGUAUCUUUCCGAUUCUCGAGCCACAAAAACUCUCAUCUGCCAGGUUGCCAAGAAGUUCCUAGACUCUCAUGAAAAUGAAGAGCAUGGUCGUGACAUGAAGGCCAAAGCGAGCCUUAUUAUGGACGGCCUAACUAAGCUGGCCGAUGAUCUGGAGGCAUUCUAUUUGCGACGCUCGUCAGCCGAUCUCUCGCCAUCCGCUGGAAGAGUUCUAUUCUCCCGAUUAGCGGCCCAGUUUGAUACUGAUGUCCUAGAGAGCGUGACGAGUGCAGAGCUUCUUUCCUCUGGUCUUGUACGGUCACUGAUGGAAGUACUGAGUAAUCCUGAUGAAGAGUUGGCUCGUUUGGCGCAGUCAACCUUCCUGGAGGUCUUUAUGGGCAAGAGUGUCAAGUCCAAGCCAAAGACAGCGACGGCUGAGUCUCCCGUUACGCCAUUCAGCAUGAUGAUCCACAAACUGCAAGACUUGCUCACUCCUGAUGACGACGGCGAGCAAAGCACCUUGGAGUGUGCUGAUGAAAAACAAAUCAGCGAAGAUGAGGAGGAUCUUGCCGAUGCUAGCGCUCUAGAUGCCAUUGUUGGCGAGCUCGAGGAUAUGGACGAAGAGCCAGAUGCUCCUACCCUCGAAGAUCCUUCUGCUGUUGACUUCGAGCUUGCCACAACUGGGGGUGUGACAGCUCGCAAGGAAGAUGGUACCAAGAUCGCAACUCCGGCGAGCACCGAGAAGCGCCCUGUUGAACAGAAGCAGCCUCCAUCAGCUUCUACACCAGCCGGUUCAUCGCGCCCUAUGUCUUAUGCGUCGGUUCUACAAACUGUGCCUCAGGACUGGCACAUUGAAUUCUCUCUUGAUGACAAAGUGAUCUCCAACGAGACCACUAUUUACCGAGCAGUGUUUCUGUCCGCGACCAAAACAGAAGAUCAGCACAUUAGCCGGAGCAUAUGGUCUGCCACUCACCCUAUCAAGUUCAAACGGGUUCCUGGCCCACCAUGGGCGGAGUCGGUGCCAGUCACCACAAACACGGAGGCGGAGUCCGAUUCCCCAGACGGCAUUCCGGCGUCCCUCGCCAAGAAUCCCACUACCGCCUCCAUUCUCCGACUUCUGAACAUUCUGCAUGAGCUCAACGAGAAUAUUGAAGACGUUUUGCUCGCAGAUGACCAACAGAUUGUCACCCUGCAUGUUGAACCGCCUUCCCAAUUUGUCAGUACAAAGCUGACAGCCAAGCUCAACCGCCAGCUGGAAGAGCCGCUCAUCGUGGCCAGUAGCUGCUUGCCUAGCUGGUCCGAGGAUUUGGCUCGUCUGUACCCGUUCCUCUUUCCAUUUGAGACGCGUCAUCUCUUCCUUCAGUCCACCUCGUUUGGAUAUGCCCGAUCGAUGGCAAAAUGGCAGAAUGCGCAGGCCGAAGAAAACCGCCGCGAUCGCCACAACGAACGCCCUUUCUUGGGACGCCUGCAAAGGCAAAAGGUUCGGAUUUCUCGCCUCAAAAUUCUCGAAUCUGCCCUGAAGGUCAUGGAGCUAUACGGUGCUUCGCAGAGUAUACUUGAGGUCGAAUACUUCGAAGAAGUCGGUACCGGUCUUGGACCAACCUUGGAGUUUUACUCUACUGUUUCCAAGGAAUUCGCCAAAAAGAAGCUACGUCUCUGGCGGGAUGUUGAUAACACGGGUUCCGACGAAUUUGUGUCUGGUCCAUCUGGACUUUUCCCUCGGCCAUUGAGUGCGGAAGAACUGAGCACACCUAAUGGAGAGCGUAUUCUGCACUUGUUCAAGAUUAUUGGCAAGUUUAUUGCACGAUCCAUGAUUGACUCGCGCAUCAUUGACAUCCACUUCAAUCCUACCUUCUUCCGAAUUAGUGAUGUUGUUGCACCAGGUGUGAAGCCCUCGUUAGGCGCCGUCAAGGUUGUUGAUCCUGGGCUCGCAAGAUCACUCAAGGCAAUCAAGAAGUACUCCAUCGCCAAGAAGGACAUAGACGAAGAUCCGAACCGAACACCGGCGCAAAAGGUCGCUGAUACGGAGAACAUUUCUAUCGACGGCGUCCGAUUGGACGACUUGUGCCUCGACUUUACGCUUCCUGGCUAUCCUGGCAUCGAGCUAGAAGCAAAUGGGUCGCAAAAGCGCGUUACAAUUGAUAAUGUUGAUGCUUACCUAGACAAGGUUAUCGACAUGACGCUCGGCUCGGGCGUGCGCGCUCAAGUCGAUGCAUUCCGGACUGGCUUCUCCCAGGUUUUCCCGUAUACUGCCUUGAGUGCCUUUACUCCGGCUGAGCUGGUCGCGCUCUUCGGCAAAGUAAAUGAAGACUGGUCCCUCGAAACCCUCACCGACUCCAUCAAGGCUGAUCAUGGGUUCAACAUGGACAGCCGCAGCGUCAAAGAUCUUUUGCAAGUCAUGAGCGAGUUCGACCUCAGCGAGCGCCGCGAAUUCCUUCAAUUUAUCACAGGUAGCCCGAAGCUCCCUAUCGGAGGUUUCCGCAGCCUCACGCCAAUGUUUACUGUCGUCUGCAAGCCGAGUGAACACCCAUACACCUCGGACGACUACUUGCCGAGUGUAAUGACCUGUGUCAACUAUCUCAAGCUCCCAGACUAUACAGACCACGAUACCAUGAGAAGGCGGCUACUCACCGCUAUGAAGGAAGGGCAAGGAGCUUUCCAUCUUUCCUAA
Cordyceps militaris CM01 is the source of this 5190-nucleotide messenger RNA. Its product is annotated as ubiquitin-protein ligase Ufd4, putative. Gene Ontology annotation, molecular function: ubiquitin protein ligase activity. The coding region runs from base 1 to 5190 and encodes 1729 amino acids. The transcript has 5 exons. The record is from RefSeq and is a predicted model, not a curated record. Gene Ontology annotation, biological process: protein polyubiquitination; proteasome-mediated ubiquitin-dependent protein catabolic process. Gene Ontology annotation, cellular component: nuclear speck. NCBI's taxonomy places the organism in Eukaryota, Fungi, Ascomycota, Sordariomycetes, Hypocreales, Cordycipitaceae.